Molecule: messenger RNA, 778 nt
Organism: Doryrhamphus excisus (bluestripe pipefish)
Lineage: Eukaryota; Metazoa; Chordata; Actinopteri; Syngnathiformes; Syngnathidae
Gene: rabif
Product: RAB interacting factor
Biological process (GO): small GTPase-mediated signal transduction; post-Golgi vesicle-mediated transport
Cellular component (GO): cytosol; membrane
Molecular function (GO): guanyl-nucleotide exchange factor activity; zinc ion binding
Source: RefSeq, a predicted model, not a curated record
AACUAAUCAUUACGUAGCACUUGUUUCCAGUCGAGUCAUUGUAGUGGACGGUAGCGCCCAAGAGGAGCCAGAAAUACUAUGCUUGCUUUAGCUAACUUAUCGUCAUUUUUUAAAUAUUGAAUCGUGUUGGUUAUAUUUUCCAUUUUUUGGUUGGUUUUAGACCCCAAGAUGGACCUCAAUCCACAGGCUAAAGACAGCAUUGACCGUGCAGACCUGGUUUCCGAGGACGGGAAGAACAGGAAGUCUGUCUUGUGUCAACGCUGCGGUUCCAAGGUGCUUUGUCCUGGAAUGGCUGUGUUUGCAGAGAGAGAGCUGAUCCUGCCAUCCAUGCGUAAAAAGAGCAGCCUCAGCUCCACGGAUGGCUCUGUGGACGGGGACACACUCUCCGCCCACUGGUUAGUGGGUGAAAUGUUUGAUUUUGAGAAUGUGGGCUUUACUAACGACGUGGGGAGAAUCAAGUAUCUCAUCUGUGCAGACUGUGAGAUCGGACCCAUCGGCUGGCACUGUUUGGAUGACAAGAGAAGUUACUAUGUCGCAAUAGAACGAGUGAAUCAUGCAUAGUUUAUACCAACUGGGUUUUUAUUAAAAUAAUAAUAAUAAUAAUAAUAAAAGCCAACAGAAAUUGAAAUGUGCCGACAGGCUUCUAAACCGUCAGAACUGACACUUAUUCCUCCCACACAUGCAUUUGAUUCCGAGUGUGUGUGGAAAUCUGAGUGACUGUGUUCUUCAAACUGUAUGAAUAUUGUACUCUAAUAAAAAAUAAAUGUGGUUAAUUUGG